This is a messenger RNA of Arabidopsis arenosa, 1615 nucleotides long. The record is from the annotation of a GenBank genome assembly. Lineage: Eukaryota; Viridiplantae; Streptophyta; Magnoliopsida; Brassicales; Brassicaceae.
UAGAAAUUUGAGUAGAAAAAUAGAAGAAACGAGACUUGGCCUAGCAAGAAAUAUGAGCACGUCUAAUAAUACAACUCGAGAGCAUGUGCAUCACGUUGAAGAUACAGAUGAUCUUUCUAGUUUGGAUGAUAAGGCACCUUUGUGGAUUUAUGUUAAUAAGAUGGAGAAGCUUGCAGGAGGAGGAUCGUGGAGGUUCGAAUGCAAGUUUUGCAAAAUUAAAUUUUCUGGUUCUUAUAGCAGAGUUGCGACUCAUUUGUUAAAAGAUGGGACUAAGGGAAUUAGAGAAUGCUUGAAGCUCCGGCCUCCGAGAGCAGUUCCAUUGCCUUCGUCAUCAAAAAAAGCAUUCAGUUCUUCUCUUGAUUAUGAUACGAAUUACAGUGCCCCUAAUGCAAGUGAGUCUGAUCCAAAGAAGAGAAAAGGAACGAAUACACCUUUGGGAAAAGCUUUUAACAAUGAGGCUAGAGAGCAAUGUGAUGGUGAGAUAGCUAGAAUGUUCUAUACAUCUGGCCUAUCUUUUAACGUCGCAAGAAAUCCUCAUUAUCGCAAUUCAUACGUGCGAGCAUCAAACAUUCCAGGAUAUGUUCCCCCUGGAUAUAAUGCAUUGAGGACUGGACUUCUUCAAAAGGAAAGAAAGAACAUUGAAAUGCACUUGCAGCCUUUGAAGAACUCAUGGAUACAAAAAGGUGUUAGUAUAUGUAGUGAUGGUUGGUCAGAUCCACAUCGAAGGCCGAUAUUUAAUUUGAUUGCUGCAAAUGAGAGUGGUCCAAUGAUGUUAAGGGCAAUCAAUAGUCAAGGCGAAGUGAAAACUGGUGAGAUGAUUGCUAAGUUGAUCAUAGAAUGCAUAAAAGAGGUUGGACAUGAAAAUGUGGUUCAAGUAGUGACAGACAACGCUGCCAAUUGUGUAAAGGCUGGUUCACUUAUAUCUGCUAAGUAUCCCACUAUCUUCCGGACACCAUGCGUGGUGCAUACAUUGAACCUUGCUUUGAGGAACAUAUGUUCACCAUUACUAACCACACGAAACAAUGAAGAUGUGUAUGGUGCUUGUAUCUGGAUAAAAUCUCUUAGUGAGGAUGUAACUUGGAUUAAGAAUUUUAUUAUGAAUCAUGGGAUGAGGCUUGUGAAGUUCACAGAGCAUUGUGAUCUUAAACUUCUUACAAUUGCUUCUACAAGAUUUGCAUCCACCGUUGUGAUGUUUAAAAGAUUCAAGAAGAUAAAAACGGGAUUGCAACAAAUGGUGAUUAGUCCUAAAUGGGAUGACUAUAAAGAAGACGAUGUAGGAAAAGCAUCUGCAGUGAAACAAAAGAUAUUAGAUGAAAGGUUUUGGGAUGAGCUUGAAUAUGUUUUAUCUUUCACGUUGCCUAUAUAUGGUGUGAUUAGAGCUGCUGAUACUGAUAAGCCGUCUCUUCAUUUAGUCUAUGAAUGGUGGGAAAGUAUGAUUCAGAAUGUGAAGAAAGCUAUCUUUAGAAGAGAAAGAAAACAACUUAUAAUGAAGAAUCUGUCUUUUGGAAUGCUGUGAAUUCUGUUUUGACAUCUCGUUGGAGCAAAAGUAACACUCCUCUCCAUUGUAUGGCGCAUUCCUUAAAUCCCAGUAAGUUAAUAACUACUUUUAAAGAAU